AUUACAUAUAUAUUUAUUAUACCAGUCGUAUAAGUGCGAUAAAUAUCAAGUGUUCUUUCCUAAUCUCAAAAUUUUAAUUUGAAGAGUUGGCCAGUACUACUAAACGCAGUGAAAAAAUGAACUGGUGGAUCCUGGGUUGGUGGUCCAUUGGAUUUUUGGUAUCUGUGGCAUGGAGCCAACCGGAAGAAGAUCGAGUGCUUCAUAAGACAUCCGACUUCUCAAAAAAAGAGAAUUUUGUAGCCGAUAGAUCUAUGCCUCUUGGUCUUACUGAUGACGAAAUAAAAACGAUACAAAAACUUUUUGCCAAACGAGUGGGUCUAGAUCACUAUAAGGAAAUAGAUGCAGCGACCUUCAGAAGUCUUUUAGAAAAUGUGUUCGUCACUCAAGAAAGGGGACUGCUAAGUAUUAUUAAAAAUAACGCUUAUUGUGGACUGUGCAAACUACUCAUUUUAAAAAUUCAAUCGUCUGGACUUACUAAAAAAGUAGCCGAAUUCAUAUGUAAUACGUACAAUCUAGAGGCUACAUUGAAUUCUACUGGAUUCUGUAAACACGUUGUAGACCUUAAUAUGCCUGUCCUGGAGUACGUAGUCAACAAUAGUAAAAUCUUGGAUCCAGAAUUGGCCUGUACGAUCCUUCUACAAACACGAGACUGCUACUAUCCUAAUCCAGCACUUUCUUGGGUUGCAGAUAUACCCCAAUCAACACCCGUUUAUCCAAAUAAUACUAAAGAUCCAAGUAAAAAAAGUUUAAAAGUCCUUCACCUAACAGAUGCACAUAUUUCGUUGGACUAUGAACAUAACGGAGCAGUUGAAUGUGGCUAUCUGCUUUGUUGUAAGAAAGGACUGGGCAAUGUAACAAAAGGAAAAAAUGCUGGCUAUUGGGGAGAAUAUGAUUGUGACAUUCCUCCUUGGCUUUAUGAGAGUACUCUACAACAUAUAAGCAAUACUCAUAAGGACUUGGACUACAUUUAUUUUACUGGAGACGUUGUUGAUCAUACAAUCUGGAACACGACAAUUGAAUCAAAUACAAAGGUGAUUACCUAUGCUUUUAGAGCUUUACAAGAAAAAUUUCCUACGACUCCGGUGUUUGCUGUAAUUGGAAAUCACGAAUCGCAUCCAGCUAAUGUAUAUGCUCCUCAUAAAGAAGACAUAUUAGCCAAAGGUCUAUCCACUAGCUGGCUGUAUGAUCUAAUGGCGAAACUGUGGAGUCCAUGGUUACCUGAGAACGCAUUAAACACAGUUCGACUGCAAGGUUACUAUGCUUAUUCGGUCAGUGAUAGGUUUAAAAUCAUUGUAUUAAACAAUAAUGUAUGUUUUAGUUUUAACUGGUUUUUAUUAUUAGACACAGAAUAUAUAAAAGAGCAACUACAAUUUCUGAUCCGAGAAUUAGAAGAAUCAGAGCAAAAGAGGCAAUUCGUUCACAUUCUUGCUCAUAUAUCGGUCGGUAAUAAAGAAUGUAUAGAGCCAUGGGAGGUUAGCUACAAUAAAAUAGUCCAAAGAUAUGCUCAUAUUAUAAAAGGACAGUUUGUUGGUCACACUCACACUGACGAACUUAAAAUUUUCUAUGACAAAGAAAAGAAUCCUAUUAAUGUAGUUUACAAUGGAGCAAGUUUAACGCCGUUUGUGCAAUAUAAUCCAAAUUACAAAAUAAUGCACGUUGAUCCGGAUACAUUAGAUAUUCUUGAUAUAGACACGUAUUAUUUCAAUUUGACCGAAGCUAAUCUCUAUCCAGAUAGGAGUCCAGCAUGGAAAAAAUUAUAUUCCAUGAAAGAAGCCUACGAUCUACCAGAUCUAUCGCCGGAAAGUUUUGAUGUAUUUGCCGAUAAAUUGUUUAACGAUACAGCUCUUAUGAAUUUAUACUAUCGGAAUUAUGUCAGCCUUGGUGAUGCAUCUCUGAAAGAAGGCUGUGAUAGCAAGUGUCUUCAUAACAUACGUUGCAAAGUUGUUACUACAAGUUCUCUACAUCCACAAAAAAAGCAGUGUUUAGACUAAUAACGUUUUUUAAAUAUUGUUUAAGUUUAAAAAAGUAUUUAUUGUUGAAAAUUAAAGAAAUAAAAUUUAUUAUUAACCUUUC
Messenger RNA from Diabrotica balteata, 2073 nucleotides. The record is from the annotation of a GenBank genome assembly. NCBI's taxonomy places the organism in Eukaryota, Metazoa, Arthropoda, Insecta, Coleoptera, Chrysomelidae.